AUGGCAUGUGGCAGCGGUGGCCUCCACAAAUGGCUGGUUCUGCAGUUGACGAAUCCUGUUAUUUUGCUGGGGUUCCUCCUUCCCACCAGCUCAUUUCCUCCUCCUGAGUAUACGUCGUAUGAAGUGAUCACCCCAAGGCGGUUGGUGCUUUGGGGAGGGAAAGCCAAGAAGGGUGAACUUUCCUAUAUCCUCAAGGUAUCAGGAAAGGACUACGUCAUUCAGCUGAAACCCAGGAAGAAGGACUUCCUGGUCAAAAACCUCCCACUCUUCACAUACAGUUCUGAGGGCAGACGGGUCGAAAGUCAUCCGUACAUCCCUGUCAAUUGCUACCAUGAAGGGCACGUGAAUGGCGUAGCCAAUUCGCUUGUGGUUCUUAAGACCUGCUCUGGCUUGACAGGAUUCCUAAGUAUCAGAGACAGAAAUUAUGGCAUAGAACCUUUCCGCGAUUCUUCAGCUUUUCAGCACCUUCUCUACUUGAUCAAAGAACCAAGGCCUUCUAUGUGUGGAGUGAGAGCUCCAGUUGCAAAGCGUCAGGCAGAAGAACUGAGGAGAGAGAGGUGGCAACGGCCUGACCCAAGGCGCCCAAAAUACAUUGAGCUGUACAUUGCUGUGGAACAGAAGCUGUUUCAGUUUGAAGGUGCCAAUGAAACCAGGCUGACGUACCUCAUUUUGGACAUAGUUAACUUAAUUGAUGCGCACUUCCGGAUGCUGCAUACAAAUAUUGUCCUGAUUGGACUGGAGAUCUGGAACCAAGGCAACCCUUUCAAGGUUGAAAAUGACAUCAGGUUGCUUCUGAAUACUUUCAACAGCUGGAGAGUGAACAGUAUUGCAAAGUGGAUUAAGCACGACACAGCCCUGUUGUUCACCCACCAGAAGUUCCAUCACGCCCUCGGGAAGUCCUACAGAUAUGCCAUCUGCAGGCCGAGCCAUUCUGCAGGGGUUCUGAGCUACUGGCAGAAGAAUCCAAUUCUCUUUUCAAGGGCCAUUUCCCAUGAGCUGGGUCAUCACAUGGGGCUUGAACACGACAAACCCAACUGUGUUUGUGGAGGGUACAAAAGCUGCAUCAUGCAUUCGUACAUGGCAGAGACGAACAAGUUCAGCAACUGCAGCAUUCACACUUACGCAGAACUCGUGCUGCAUGGCGCCCUGGACUGCCUGGGCGACAGGCCCCAAAGAACGGCAUCUUACAAGAGAUGCGGCAACGGACUGCUGGAUAAGGGGGAAGAAUGCGACUGCGGCGGCAUACGGAGGUGCAGGCAGGAUCCUUGCUGCAACACCAACUGCACCUUGAAGCCGCGUGCGCAGUGCUCUUCUGGGCCAUGUUGUAAAAACUGCCGCUUCCUUCCAGGUGGAGAGCUUUGCCGAAUUCAGAUCAACGAGUGUGACCUUCCCGAGUACUGUAAUGGGGAAUCCGAGUGGUGCCCCAACGAUGUGUACAUGCAAGACGGGACGCCGUGCGGCAACCUGGAGUCCCAUUGUUAUGCCAAGCAGUGUUGGACUCACAACUUCCUGUGCGCCAGGAUCUUUGGCUAUGGAGCCAAAGCGGCUCCGGAAUCCUGCUUCCAGUCUCUGAAUACCGUGGGGGAUGAGUAUGGCAACUGCGGCGGCGAUUCGACAGGAAGUACUUUUGUGAAAUGCCAGCCUCAAGACGUAAAGUGCGGGAGAGUUCAGUGCACCGACGUCGGAGCCGUACCUUCAUUACCACACUAUACCGCGACUACCACUAAGUUGUCUGGUGCUGGCUGCUGGAGCGUGGCCUACCACGGCGGGACGGAUUUCGUGGAUCUCGGAGUGGUGCCCGAUGGCACUCCAUGUGGCCCUGGGAGACUCUGCAAGAACCAGACGUGCGUUUUCAGGAAGAAGGCAGCGUGUGACCCCAGGAAAAAGUGCAGUGACAGAGGUGUUUGUAACAACCGCAACAACUGCCACUGCGACAACGGCUGGGGCCCUCCGUACUGCAAGUAUUGGGGGCUCGGGGGAAGCAUCGAUGGCGGGUAUCCAAGGCAGAACUGGAGCACAAAAAUGGUGAGGAAAGCUUUUGAAGUAGUGAUCCCUGUAGGAGUCCUGGUUCUUGCCGCUCUCACUGUCAUUGUGCCAAGGCUGGGGAAUAUACUGGGAUGGUUAGGAAAUCAACGUAAGCGAUUCAGCAGCUCAUGGGUUGGAGAGAAUCUGCAGGGUAGCAGCCCAGCUGUUGACAAAACUUUGGAUUCUAAAGAGUAA
Messenger RNA from Lacerta agilis (Sand lizard), 2220 nucleotides. Its product is annotated as disintegrin and metalloproteinase domain-containing protein 21-like. Gene Ontology annotation, molecular function: metalloendopeptidase activity. Bases 1 to 2220 code for a protein of 739 amino acids. Lineage: Eukaryota; Metazoa; Chordata; Lepidosauria; Squamata; Lacertidae. The transcript has a single exon. Gene Ontology annotation, cellular component: sperm head plasma membrane; external side of plasma membrane; plasma membrane. The record is from RefSeq and is a predicted model, not a curated record. Gene Ontology annotation, biological process: proteolysis; male gonad development.